GCGGCGUCGGGGAGAGCCGUGGAAGAGUAAGGAUAUGGCUGACACUUAUGAUGUCACGUGUCGUUUUCUGAGAAAUCGGACUUUGCAUGAUGAAUCCUGGUGAUGUCUUCGAGCUCCUGUGCUGACUGUGCUUGUUUUAUGAAUUCGAAGAAGAAUCCGGGAUAGGACACAUACUGUUUAUCUGUUGCAUUGUGCAUAUUCUGCUUGCU
Chara braunii is the source of this 209-nucleotide messenger RNA. NCBI's taxonomy places the organism in Eukaryota, Viridiplantae, Streptophyta, Charophyceae, Charales, Characeae. The record is from the annotation of a GenBank genome assembly.